AUGAUAGGCAAUUUCCAAUUUUCCGUAGUGGAAGUGUGCUACUACUCGAACCCAAUUCGUAGGAUUUGACACUACAUUGUGAGUUUGUGACCCAAGUUUCCAAGUGUAAGAAAAAAAAACCAUCUUUUUAUCCUUUAUUGGGAUUCCAUUCCCCACAGUUGUAGUUGGACAGUGGACACCAUGAAGAGGAGGAGAAGAUCAUCACCACCGGAGCCACUCCCGCUUCUGGCAUUGACGCCGGUGAAAGAAGAAGACGACCCCAGAACAAAUUGGCAGUUGGUGACCGCUGCUUCUGAGCGCUACGGACUCCCAGAUGGUUGGUGCGUUGAGGAAAUCCCCCGUCGCUUUAGCCGCUCCCGUCCCGCCCGAGUUGACAGGUAUUUCAUUGAGCCUGACACGGGACAGAAGUUUCGUUCGCUAGUAGCUGUCCACAGAUAUCUAACAGGUGGACAAGUUGAUACACAUGCCACUAUGCAAUUUAAACCACACACCAUGAGGUGUAGUUCUUCCUUUGUACUACCAGAUGGUUGGGAAAUUGAGGAAAAGCCACGAAAGAAUACUAAUACUGGUCACAGUGACAAGUAUUAUAUUGAGCCAGGAACUGGAAGGCGGUUCCGUUCUUUAGUAGCUGUUGAGAGAUACCUAACAGAAGAAAAUGAACACACUCCACUUCAGGCAUUGAUACCUGCCAAUAAGUUGAUUCUUUCAAGUGGAUCCAGCAGCCAGAAGAAAAAGAUUCGGUCCCUGAAAUUUGUUUCUAAGAAUUCAUCACAUUCAAACCCUGCAGAUCAUUUUAGUAGUCCCAAGAAAGAAAUUCUCCCAGAAAUCAGUAGACCUUCGCAGCUCAAUAUUAGCAGCCCACCAACAAAAGUUAAAUGGGUCCUCGUUGGUCCUGGGGGGAAUAAUUGGAACCCCUUCAUGGAUGAUUCUAGAGUCGCCGAUUCUGUAAAGCAAAAGUGGUCUGAGAUUUUCAAAUCAUCCAUCUAUGACGAAAACAUUAAGGCACCGUUUGUGUAUGUUGAAAUACGAAAAAUUCUUCUUUACACCAAUAGUAGUGUCAGCACCCAAAUCAUGAACACACCCAAAUCAUCAUCGCCGGAGCCAAUUCCGCUGAUGACGGUGACUCCGGCGAAGGAAGAAGACCAACCCAGAAGCUCUAGGCAACUGCAAUUGGUCACUGCUUCGCGCUUUGGACUCCCAGAUGGUUGGUCUGUUGAGGAAAGGCCUCGUCGCUCCAGCCAAACAGUUGACAAGUAUUACAUUGAGCUUGACACGGGACUGAAAUUUCGUUCACUGGCAGCUGCCCGCAGAUACCUAACAGAUGGGCAAAUUGAUACACGUACCAGGAGAGAAAAAUCAGGCAGUCAAAGCACAAUGCAAUCCUUCAGGAGAAGUUCUUCCUUCACACUACCAGAUGGUUGGGAAAUUGAGGAAAGGCAGCGAAAGAAUACUAAUUCUAGUCAUAGUGACAAGUAUUAUAUUGAGCCAGGGACUGGAAAGCGGUUUCGUUCUUUAAUAUCUGUUGAGAGAUACCUAACAGAAGAAAUUGAACACACUCCACUUCAGGCAUUGAUGCCUGCCAAUAAGUCUAAUCUUUCAAGUAGUUCUGGCAGUCAGAAGAAGAAAAUCCGGUCCCUGGAAUUAAUGUCUAAGCAUUCACCAUGUUCGAAUGAAUGUUAUAAUAGCACACUCGAUGCAAUGAGGCUCAACACUUAUUCUAUACCUGAAAAGCAUUCUAGUUCUCCAAAGAAAAGUUUUUCUGGGGAGACGAGUAGACCCUCAGAGCUCACUAAUUGCAGCCCACCAACAAAAGUUAAAUGGGUUCUCGCCGGUCCUGGGGGGAAUAUGUGGAACCCCUUCAUAGAUGACUCUAGGGUCGCUGAUUCUGUAAAGCAAAUGUGGUCUGAGAUUUUCAAGUCAUCAAUCUAUAACGAAAACGCAAAGGCACCAAGGUCUUAAGUUUGAUUUAUUCUGCCACAGUGGAACUUCUGUAACAUAUACUGUUUAUGUUUUUACAGUUUGGCCCAACUCACCUCUCCAGAUCCUUAACUUUCUAGAGACUAGUAAGAAUGUGCGUAGAGAAACUGUAACGAGGAGCUGGGUGAUAUGCAUAUGCAGACUUGUUGAAGCAUCGAAGGAGCAAUUUGUAGAGCAACUAGUAAGAAUGAUACAUUUGCUGUAUCAUUUUGUAAAACAAUUUUAUAAGGUCCCAAGUGGUCAGUUUGCAUAGUAUGGCUAGCAGCUCAUGACCUCAUGUAUGAUGGGGACAAUGUAUAAUUUGUAAAACAAUUUUAUAGGUCCCCAAUCGUCAUUUUAUAGGUCCCAAAUGUAUGAUCCAGGUUGUCUUGCUGGGUUUAAAAGUCUACACACCUGCAGAUAAGUUUUC
This is a messenger RNA of Rosa rugosa (rugosa rose), 2386 nucleotides long. RefSeq lists its product as uncharacterized. The coding region runs from base 181 to 1959 and encodes 592 amino acids. The transcript has 13 exons. Gene Ontology annotation, molecular function: DNA binding. NCBI's taxonomy places the organism in Eukaryota, Viridiplantae, Streptophyta, Magnoliopsida, Rosales, Rosaceae. The record is from RefSeq and is a predicted model, not a curated record.